AUGGCAACGAAAUUAUUUCCCCUACUCAAUUGCUUGCCUCCGAAACUCCCCGUUCCCAGACUCGCCAAAGCAUUUUCAUCAACAGCCGGGAAACGGGGUACAUACGAAAGUACCAUUGCCAAUCUGAGCAUUGAUCAGAAUACAAGAGUGAUAUAUCAAGGAUUUACUGGUAAAGUAGCCACCAAAAAUGCAAAAGACACGAUAGAAUACGGUACUCGAGUUGUCGGGGGUGUCUCUCCUGGCAAGGGCGGUCAGGAUCACCUCGGCCUCCCUGUAUUUGGCACAGUAAAAGAAGCCGUAAAGAUUGUGAAGCCACAUGCAAGCGCUGUCUUUGUUCCCGCUCAAUUUGCAGCAGGGGCUAUCAUCGAAGCAAUAGAAGCUGAGAUUCCGCUCGUCGUUUCAGUUGCCGAACAUGUGCCCCUUCACGACAUGGCUAGGGUUCAAGAGAUUCUCCGAACACAGAGUAAAACGCGGCUUGUGGGGCCCAAUUGCCCCGGAAUCAUCGCUCCUGACCAAUGUCGCAUUGGUAUCAUGCCAUACAAGCAGUACAAAAAGGGUGUUGUUGGGAUUGUGUCCAAGAGUGGAACACUCAGUUACGAAGCUGUAGGGGCUACAAGCAAAGCUGGUCUAGGACAGAGUACCGUUGUCGGAAUGGGAGGUGAUAUGAUGCCAGGUACCACACUUUUGGAUGGGCUCAAAUUGUUCUUUGCGCAUGAAAAUACCAAGGGUAUCAUCGUCAUUGGCGAGAUCGGUGGCGAAGCUGAGCUGAGAGCAGCGGAAGCCAUAAGAGACUACAGAGAAUCGACAACUAACCCAAAACCUAUAAUUGCAAUGGUCGCUGGGAGAACAGCGCCGCAAGGCAAGACGAUGGGACAUGCCGGUGCUAUCCUGUCUCCGAGGGAUGUGCCCGCCGAUGUUAAAGCAAAGGCACUUGAAGAAGCGGGUGCAAUAGUCGUGCCGCAUCCAGGAGUCAUGGGCGAUGAGAUGAAAAGGCUGCUUCACCUGUAA
Messenger RNA from Colletotrichum phormii, 1008 nucleotides. RefSeq names its product succinate-CoA ligase. The transcript has 5 exons. The record is from RefSeq and is a predicted model, not a curated record. Gene Ontology annotation, biological process: tricarboxylic acid cycle. Gene Ontology annotation, molecular function: succinate-CoA ligase (GDP-forming) activity; succinate-CoA ligase (ADP-forming) activity. The coding region runs from base 1 to 1008 and encodes 335 amino acids. Lineage: Eukaryota; Fungi; Ascomycota; Sordariomycetes; Glomerellales; Glomerellaceae. Gene Ontology annotation, cellular component: mitochondrion; succinate-CoA ligase complex (ADP-forming).